Messenger RNA from Magallana angulata, 14385 nucleotides. RefSeq lists its product as uncharacterized. Gene Ontology annotation, cellular component: nucleoplasm. Bases 50 to 13219 code for a protein of 4389 amino acids. NCBI's taxonomy places the organism in Eukaryota, Metazoa, Mollusca, Bivalvia, Ostreida, Ostreidae. The transcript has 21 exons. The record is from RefSeq and is a predicted model, not a curated record. Gene Ontology annotation, biological process: negative regulation of gene expression, epigenetic.
GUGGUUUGAUGUCAAGAUGAGUGAAGUUAUGCACAGCAGAUAAAAUGAAAUGGCAAAUUUGUUUGACAGGCUUCAAGAAACUUUUACAUUGCCGAGUAAUGACAAUUCUAACGAUGCAUCUGUCGAUAUAGAGAAGGAAGAUAGCGCCAAACCUAAUGUCACGCAAGAAAACAACGGAGACGCAGCGAGCAGACGGGGCUUGGUUUCCGCGUACACCGUCAACAAACAAGAUGGCGGGAAGACGAAAGUUGUUGGAACCACAUCAUCGGCGAAUGCUGACGAUGCUGCAAAGAUGAAGACUGAAUCAUCGUUUGUCAUUCCGAAAAGAAAAAAGGAUGACACUGACAUUUUGGUUGACUUGAUGAUCAAUUCACGUGAGUUCCAAUAUGAGAUUUUACCAGCAAUUGUGAAGAGUUAUAGAAACGCACAGUCUUCUGAGAAGUUCAAGUACACCAAAGUACAGAGCGUCCACAACAGAGACCUACUCAAGCUGUACUUGGAAAAACGUAAGGAGCUGAGAAGCAGUGGAUACUCAGACAAAGAGGCCAGUGACUGCGUGGCCUUUCUGUGUGUGGAGGAUGAGGAGCUCAUGUACAAGAUUUGUCGGGACGGGGUCCCCAUCGGGAACUACCCACAGUCCUGCCUGGGACACCCAAUGAUGGGGGUACAGUUGUGUAAGCAUGCAGAUGUAAUCAAAUCUACCCCACUCCAUCCCAAUGAAACAGGAUAUCUUAUUCUGUUUAAGAUUAUCAAGGGCAGAAUUAAGUCAGUGGCUGAGUCCAUCAGUGAGAAUCCUCUGGAGCCCACCCCACACUAUGAUUGUCAUGUGAUCAGCACACCCCCAGACGCUUCAGCCUCGCCCCCGAGCUUAUUUGAAUCUAGUCAGGUUUACAUGUAUGAGUAUGGUGAGGAAGGGGUCCUGCAGUACCCAAGGAAUGUCUGUCCGGUGGCUGUGGUCAGCUUUGUGUAUGAGAAGGACUCCAGAGACCCCAAAUCUAACAGUCCCAGAGUCCAUCACCCUGUGUAUCGGGGUGGGUCGACCCCCCUGAGGGGGGAGGGGGACAAGGAGUUUGUGGUGUGGUCAGGGAGUCUGACCAUCAAGGGACUCUAUGCUUGUAACGUGGAGAUGACAUCAGCGGCAGCAUUUGUCAAACCCGCUGCUCUAGGAGGGCAGAUCAACAUUAGCUCUAAACUAGGCGUGAAGCAGGUCCAGCAGAAAUAUCUGAAAAACGUGAGUGGAAUUCGUCGAAGCAGCGAGGGCUACUGGAACGGCUAUUACAUCAAUGCCUGUGAACUCCGCCCAAUGUCUGCUGAGGGACGCUCCCACUUUCAGAGGGUCAUGAACUACCUAGGAAAACACAAUGCAGUUGCAGUUCAAAAGCUGAAGAAGGAUGUUACUCUCCUGAUGCUUACUCAGAGUGAACUCACUUAUCAACUAGGACUGAGUCGUCCACAUCAAUACCCAGUGCUUCUGUACUGCCUGUUUCUAUCCAAAUCAUCUGCAAGAAAACGACUUGUCCACACAGCUGCAGUUCACAAAGAAAGCUCCCAUCCAGCCCACAAUUCAUCUAAGCUUCCUCAUCCACCUGGUACACCACCAUUACCACCAACCAACCCCAUCAAGUCAGAGGAGCAUGCCAAGACGCCUCAGUCCUCACCCUUCCUACCUCCCUCUAGUCCUUACUCUGUUCCACCAUCCCCUAAACGAGACUACUACAGAUCUCCAAGCUCCAACAUUGUGUCAUGGCCCCAGAAUCCUCAGUUCGGAAGUCCCAGGAAUUUUCCAGUCCCUCAUUCCACGCCCCCUCAGUCCCCCAUUGCGUAUGGCACAGCCCCUGUCCCUAGUACUCCUCCAUAUGGAGUGCCCCACUCUCCACAAAUGUCACAGGGGGGUCCACUACAUACAUUGUUUCAUAACCAUUAUCAAAGUCCUGAGUUCAGUGGAAAUUCACCACAAAGGCGAUCAAGCAGGGAUGGUCUGCAGUGUGCACCUUAUCCCCCAGAAUCAAAAUCAUCUUUCAUUCCACCCUCCACAUUCCAGAGUGGUCCAAAAUUUGAACCACAUUAUAUACCGAGACCAAACUUCUCUCCCCGGUCGCCUUAUCAUUUUCCACCGCGGACUGGUGAUCCAAGGUUUCAGGGCCCUGUGCAACAGUUUGGAAAUGAUCUUGGGUAUGGGGGUCCUAGAUUUCCUGAUCCCAGUUGGAAUUUCAUGCAAGGUCCCACUUUUCCAGACAGAUUUGAUCCAAGCAGAAGUCCUAGUCUGCCUUCAUUUCCAACUUGUAUUCCAUCAGAUCCAAAGUUCAAUACUCCACCAUAUCUCAAGAUGCAUAAUGUCUCCAAUGAAACAUUCCAUUCUCCAUAUAAGCCUGAUUGGUCCCACGGUAGCCCCCAACCACCCUUUUCCCCAGACAAAGCCAACAUUAAGAAUGUGCAGACCACCCUUCAUCGUAGCGACCCCCGUCUGAUUAAAAACGCCUCUCCCAAAGUGAACCCGGUUGCUCCAAUGCCCAGAGGAAGUACAUCUGAAAGCCUUGGAAGCCCAAUCAAUGCUGGAAUCAGUCCUGUUGAUUUUUCAAGUGCAAAGAUGUCUCCCAUUUCUUUGCCAUCACCUCAGCAAAUGCCAGGUCCAUCUGGGACUCCUCCUCUGCCCCAGGGCCCUCCUGUGCCCCCACUCCCAGUUGUCCCUCUGCCAGAACCACCCAAACCUUCUAGAGUCAGCCCUGGCAUUCCUGUGUCAUACGACAGUGGGUUCCUGUACAAACCACCAGCAUCGAGUCUUCUGCAGCCUGAAAAAAUCAGGAAAGUAUUCGAAGAACAGUGUGUAGCACAGGAAAUACAGCAGCGAGCUAAAGAGGCCAUCAAACGACAUCUAUUGGCUAGGAGUCGUAUUGAAAGUAAGAAAAAACAAGGUCUAAAAGUGUGUAAAAUGGAGGAGAAAAAGAGUGAACUUGCUAUCAGAGAGAAAAUGGUUGAAUCUGCAGAAGACAUGAAGCAGUUGUUGGAGAGUAGCCUUGAUCCAAAAUUUGCUGUAAAGAAAAAAGUAGAACAAGUAAAAAAGAAAGAGAAACCUAGACCAGAAGGAGUAAAAGAGAAACACAAAGCUAAGGAAAAACAUAUGUUGGAUAAACUUAAAUGCAAGGCAAAACACGCUGAAGGGAGACCGAAGGACAAAGAGGGAUCAGUAGAAUCGGUGAAGCUGAAAAUCCCAGAACCAGAGACAUUCAAGCUGGACAGUCUAGAGGACAUAGCCCGCAUGAGGAAAAUCACAGAGGCAGAAAUCAAGAAAGAAAGUGAAAGACUAGACAUGGAUGACAUGGAUUUGGAUGAAGAUCCCCUGGAAGAAGUGAGUAAGAAAAGCAAGAAGAGGCCCAAGGAGAGGGAGAAUGUGGAUGAAAAAAGACGUCCCUCUGAGACAGAUGAACUCUCCUCAAAGAAAGCAAAAAUUGACACUGCUAAUGACAUGAAAAAUUUCUUGAACUUGUCAUUAGAAGAAAACAAGCCCCAAGAAUCAGCAUCUUCAAAGUCAGAGGUGGUAGGCAGUGAUGAUAAAUCUAUAGAAGUGGUUGUUCCUGAAGAAGCAAAAUCUGUUAAACCAAGCAAACCUGCACCUGAAGUUGAAGAGACAAAGGAGAAAUUAAAAGUUAGUGACAGUACAGAUAACAGAAAUCAAAAUGUUGAAGAAUCUGGUAGUGCAAUGAUUGAGAGCAAAAAGGACAAAUCCAAAAAUAAAUCUGAUGUGGAGAAAAUGGAAACUGAUACUUCUGACCAGCCUGGAAGGUGGGACAAUCCAACAAAGAAGAAGAGACAAGAAAGUGAAUCUGAGGGGGAGAGGAAAAUAGAAAACCAGAAAGGAAAGAUCAUUAUCAUCAAGGAGAUCAGGAUGAUUCGAGUGAACUCUGAUGGCAGCGAGAUCAAAUCUCCUGACAAAGAGGCAGAGAAACCAGCUCUGGAAAAGGGUAUCAGUAGGGCAGUUAGUCCAGUGCCAAUUCCUUUGGAAGAAAACUCGAAGGUUACAGAAAAGACAGACAGAAAUGCAGACACAAAGAGAAGUGUGAGAGAUGGUGGAAAGAGGAAGGAAAGUAAAAGAGAAGUGGAUAAGAGGAGAACAGAGAAGGAUGAAAGAAGAGAGAAGUCUAAUAGAAAAGAUGAAAGAAGAGCUAAGGAGAGGUCGGGGGGGUCCCAUGAUAGGAGAAAGUCGGAGGAUUCCAGGAAAAACCUGGUACAUUACAGCGAUUCGGAGAGUACAACUUCUCGCAGUCGAUCCUCUUCAUGCCGAUCGGAAACUCCAAAAUCUGACGAUGGGCGAGGCUCCGUGCCCAGGUAUACUAAGGUGUAUCCUGACUUCAAGCCCAGCAGGCCCAUAGGCAAGUACCCCAAAGCAGCCAGCACCAGUCACAACAGGUCAGUGUCAGAACGUAAGCCCGGGGACCAGAGAAGAGGCAGUCUGCAUCAGAGAUCCAGAUAUCAGCAUGACAGCAAAUCGUAUUCAUACAAGAAAGGAAAGCCUGGUGUAAGCAAACGGACUGACCUUCAAGGCUUUGGCAAGGUCAAAUCUGUUUUCCAUUGUAAAAAGGAUUUUAAGGCUCAGCAAGCUAUCAUAGAAGGCAUCAUUACAAGUGCUAAAAUGCCUCUGAAGAAGAUUCCAAAGAUACAGAAACAGAAGCAGCCAUUAUCUAUUUCUACCUCCACUCUUGAUCAUGCUACACCAUCACCAUUGCAUUCAUCAGAGGACAUGAAGGAUUUAUCUGAAGAUGUCCAGUCAAACUCAUCAACCACCGUCCUUGAACAAACUGAGAGCCAGCAACAAAUGGAGACGACCAGUUAUCCUGAAGCAACUUGUGAAUACCCAAUAGAGAGUAUUGGUGGAGAGUCUACUGAUUCUUUAGAACCUCUUGUUGGAAAGCUAGAGGAAAAAAGGGUUCUUUUGGAAGUGACUGAACCAAAACGUUUGGAGACAGUUCCUCACACAGGGAAUAAAAAUCAUUUAAAAGCUCAAUCAGCUGAUAUGGAGGAGCUUUCAGAGAGUGAACAUCAUUUGAAUGCUCCAUCUGUUGAUUUUGUAGAUCCGUCAGCUGUAGAAGAAAGUGUUAUAAUACAAGCAGAGGAUCAUGUUAAAGCAAAUAGCAGUGAAUCUUUCCUUCCAUGCGAUGUCGCUGAAUCUACUGAAUGUCCACAAGAGAAAGUUCAUGAAGUCUGCAACAUUGAGAAGUCGGAUCAGAAAAUAGAGUACAUACCUGUGUCUUCUACUGAUAUAAAGACAAAUACAACAGAAAGCAGAUGCUGUGAAAGUCAUGACAAAGUUUCUGCACAGUCUCUCUCAAAGGAAGAUGGUGUUACCUCUGAUAUAAGGAAUAAAAUUGAAAAUACUUCUACACUAAAGAAAGCGAUAAAGAAGAAAUCAAUGAAAAUGGAAAAAGACUUACUAAAUGUGAUGAAUCAAUUCCUUCCUCAGCCAGAAAGAAAUGAUAAGGAAAACUUAGACAUAGAUAAACAAUCAAUGGAACAAGAACCUGACAUUAGAAAUCAUGAAGACAUUGUAGGGGAUUCCAAGGAGGGAAGAUUUAUGAUGAGUGACUUAGUGGAUCUGGAGUCUGGCAGAGAUUUUCAUCAAGCAAACGAAGUGUCAUCUACUUUCUCUCUGACAAGUCAGCUCUCAAAUGAUAAAAACCUAUUGAAUUCUGUUGAGCCAUCAUCCAGUAGUUCUCAUUUUGACAAACCUUCAGACCAUCAAACCUGUGAAAACAAAGAUUUCAUCUCAAAAGCUCAGGAAGAUAAGUUGGAGACACAUGAAGGAUCAAAAAGGGAGAUGGAUGCUUCACACCCUGAGCAUGGUAAGAAGCAUCGCUCUGUGUUCAGUGAAGCCUCUCACCCCGGACUGGAUGCAGGUAUUGUUCAUGGCCAAUGGAGUGAUGAUCAUCAGAUGUGCAGCGAAGAUGAGUUCGAUCCAGAUACAGACCGGGUUGUUCAAGAUGGGCCUAACCAUCUGGAGCUGAAGAUCACUGUCACCAAUGAUACACCAGUGGAAUCUAAGUUCAAGUGGAUUUCAAGGGAACAGCUUGUCAAGGAUUGCAUCCAUGGAAUACAUGAUAACAGCCCAUACAGCCUUAAAGAGGCCAUCCUCGUGAAUUCUAUAAAUAGCGUGGUUCAUAAGACUCUGCCGGAGAAAGAGGGACGCGUCAGAAGCAUUUCCACCUCAGAACCCACCCACAACGGUGACACAGAGGCAACGUACGACGGGAACCAUUCAGAUGAUGAGAUUGUUUACAGAUUUGAAGAGGAGGCUUUUCAGUUGGAGAAAUCUCCACGUCUUUGUGAAGAUGAAGAGGCCACAGUGGUCAGCAACACAGAGAAAGAGGGACAGGAGACCAGCAAGGACUCGGAGAAGAUUGGAGCUGCUGUUCCCGAAGUUGAGAAAAUUAUAAAUCUGGUUCGUUCUCAGUUUGAAGACGGCAAUGAUGAUACUACAGUUAGUUCGCUUUCUUCAUCUCAAACAUCGUUUAGAUCUUUGUCAUCAUCACAAAACUCACAGGAUAAAUUUGAAAAAGUGCUGUCCGAUCAGUUGAAUUCUAUAUCCCAGGGGCUGGACAUGUUGAUGAAUUUUGACAGUAAUUCAUUGAGUUUCAUCACCCCAGAUGAAGGGAAACAGUUGAAUCAUGUUAUAGAAAACACAAUGAAAACGCUGAAAGCUUCAAUGCAAAGCCAAAAUGUAGACCCUGGAAAGAAUAAUUUUGAAAUUACCAAUACUUUUACAGCACCUGAAAUUAGAGAUCAAGAAAAGACGGAGGAAACUGCUGAAUUAAAAAAUGCUGAAAAUUCUAUCGAAUCACAGAGUGCAGAAUCCAAUGAAAAUUUGAACAAGGGAUCAGUUCAAGAAAAGAAAACUGAAGGUCCGCAUGAUGAAACAGCUUUCUGGUCCAAAAUACUUGGAUUCUCUAUGCAGGAAUGUAAAACACUCCCAUCUUUCUUUUCAACACCACCCAAGACAGAAAAGAAAGCAGAUGAAGAUUCUUCUAAAGAAAAUAUAGAUGUCACAGUGAUGUCUGAAAUUUCUGAAUCCAACAAAAAGAAUACAACUGACACAUGUCAAGUUUCUGGAUUGGAUAAUGUUAUUGUGAUAUCAGAUUCACCCAAGUCAAAUGAUUUUGUCCAAAGUCCAUUAUCAGGUGGUUCUGAAAAGAAUAGUUCAGAAGUUUUACAAUCCAACAAAAUGGAUACAGACUUGACAAAAGAAGUGGAUGAUGUCAUUGUGAUUUCAGAUUCACCCAUUUCAACAAAUGAAAUCAAAAGUCCUACAUCGGUAAAUUCAGAAAAGAAUCCAGAAGUUGACAUUAAAAAUGAAAUUUCAUCAAACUUCGAAAAGGAAAGUAAAUUGGAUGGAUCUACAGUCACAACAGGAAGUUCUCAAGAAGAAAGUAAAGAUCAGAAAAUUCACAUUUCUCCUAUAAGAUUCCCAGAUUCCACUUGUGGUAAAGAAAUUAGAAUGGAAAAAACAACAGAAACGGAAGAGGUCCUUGAUGACAACAACAAUACAGAGGUUUCAAACAACACGGGGGAAAAAGACAAAAACACAAUUCCAAAAAUUCGAAUUGAUUUUGUGGACGAGGAGAGGAAAAAAUUGGAACAGGAAGAAGUAAAAUCAGGCAGAAAGGAGGACAGUUCAAAGAAUUUGUUAUUGAAUGCAAGUGUGUCAGGUCUUAGAGAUCGGGUAAAAUCAAAGACACCUCCCUUGGAAGUCCCUGUGCCUGUGAAGAAGAUUUCACCCCAAGAGAAGACCCUUACUGUUAUUAUUCCAGAGACCAAGAGAAAGCUGAUAGCACAGAGACAGUCUCCCACACUCGCUGCUCAAACAGAGGCCAAGAAAUCUGAGAGUUCUCCGAGGCGCUCUCCAAACAUUCUGAGUGAGAUAGAUCAGCUUGCCUCAGGGAGUGAAACAGUUCCAGCUCAACUCUCCACAUCUCAACAGUCGAGAAGGCGAAGUGUGUUCUCAAGGCUCUCGCCUCUGAUCAACGAAGAAGAAAAGGAGGGGAAAAAAGAAAGGAGUGAAUCGCCCAUCAGUGAAGUACGAACCAUUCAACUUGGUCCAAGUCUGUCUUCUAAGAAUGAACAAUCAAUUAAGGAGAAGGGGGAUGUAGAAAACAAGAAGACGAAAUCUAAGAAAGAUGAUUUGGUGCUAAUAACUAUCAACAAUGAGAAGUCUGAGUCAAAGUCAAAGAAGUCUAGGUCAAGAUCAAGGUCAUCAGGAGGCAAAAAGUUGUCAGAGUACAAGCCACCUCCAACUUCUGCUAAUGCUGAGCCACUUACUACACAGGCUGGUCCAAUAAGAAAUACAGGAAAGUCCAAAAGAGAAGAAAGGCAGUACCAUCCGUACAGGAAGGAGCCGCCAAAGAAAAAGAACACCUGGUCCUUUGACAUUGCGUAUGAUUCUCUGCGGGAGCUGAUGCAUGACCUGACAGUUUCCUCCUACAAGAGUCAGCAUCACAGACCAAAACACUGCAGGACCAACUCCAGAUUCGCUAACUACACCUUUGUCAGGUCCAAUGUACCAGAGACACUUCCUGGAGGCAAUCCUGAUGAGGAGGAGGUUGAUGAGGAGUUCAAUGAAAAUGCUAUUCCAGACUUUGAGGAAAGGAAGAGGAAGGCAGAUCUUGUGGAUGAGCUGACCCUCGGAGAGCAGGAGGAAGACGAUUACACAACAGAGAGACAGGUGUACUCGAUGGAAGACUCGGAACAUCCCGUACAGGAGAAUGUUACAAAGACUGAAGAACCAGACCAGAAGAUCCUUCCCAGAAUGCUGUUCAAUCUACCUUCAAGGAACGCUACCAUAUCAUCACCCAGUCAAAGUAAUAAGGACAUCAAAACAGAAGAGGAAAAGUUUAAAACAGAGCCAGUAAAGACAGAAGUGGAAUCACCAGAAGCUUCUAGAAAUGUGGUCAAGUCGGAGAGAGUUAUAGAGAUCUAUAGGAAAACGGGACCAAUCAAACAGGAAAACUCCCCCUCUUAUGGCGGCACACUGGACUCGGAUGUCAGAGAGAAUGGAAAGAAGGAAAAUACAGAACAAGUCAGUAACAACGAUUUACCCAUAGAUUUUGAUAAGGCUGAAGUUAAAACCCAAGCCAUGGAGACAGUAAAUUAUUCGUCAGAAAAAACCACUGUUCACUUUGUAAAUCCAUCUUCCAAGGGUGGGGGGGAUGAUGAGGAUUUAGAACUGGAUGAAUGUAGUGAUUGGAUUGUUCUUGAUGAUGCCUCAGAUGACAUUGGUAACACUGAUGCUUCCACAUUACCCUUUGACGAAGAGGCAUCAUCCCGUAAUGUCAAUCAAAAGAGUAAUAGUGAAUCUCAUUCAAGUGUAGACCAUGGCUCCACUGGUAUUCCUGAUGUUGAUAUGAAAGAGGAAAUCCAUGACAUUUUUAGUGCCCAAGCUACUAGUGCUAUAAACUUGAGACAAAAUGCUGCUGACGUUUGUAAAUCUGUAACUAAUGGUGAGAGGGCUAUUUUAGAAUUCAGUGAAAACACAUUUUCAUCAAUAACUACUGAUUCAGAGGCCAAGAUGGAGGAAGCAAAUUAUAUUUGUAUGGAAGAGGCAGAAUCCACAUCAAGAUCUGGGAAUAUUGUAGAAAGUCACAAUGAAAUAAAAGACUCGAACUCCAGCUUAGAUAAAACAGUAUUGGAAGUUCAGGAUAUGAGUGUAUCUGAAGAAGAAGGGGUUGCAAAACAGAGCCAGGAGGAAACUGGGGACUGUUUUGUGCCAGUCAUUUAUUUGAAGGGGGUAAGUGGGGGAAACUUCUGGCAUAAAAACAAUGGCCAUAAAGUUGAAGAAAAUGAUUGCUUAGUGAAAGAAUUAGAUCAGGAUCAAGAAAGUGGUCCUAUUGAUAACAAAAUUAAUUCCAAAAUGGAUAGCAGCUCGUCUGUAGUCAAGUCUAAAAGUCCAGAUGAUCUAGAAAAUGUGGAUAAGGAGAAACCUAACGUGUCAAAGUCUGCAGAGAUAUCAUUGUUGGAGAAAGAAUUUGCUAGCUAUAUAGGAAGAGGUUCAUCUAAAGUGGAACACAACUCGCCUGUAGAAGAUCCCAUAACUUCAGAUAAUUUGAAAAUAGAAUUAGAUAUGGAUAAGCCAACAGGGUCUAAGUCAGGGGAAAUAUUUUUGGCAGAAAAAGAAUUUGCUUGUUAUAUAGGAAGGGGCCCAAGUCAUGUAGAAACCAAAAUUUUAACUGCUUCUCCUGAAACUAGUAGCAUUAUGGGGACUACUUCCUUUGAACAACCAUUGGCCAACAUUUCAUCACCAUCCUUACAUAUACAAGAAGCAGUUCAAGACAUGCAUGAUUUAAAAGAGGCUGAAAGCCAAUGUGAUUAUCAAAAACCUGUUGAAAGCGAAUGCAAUUCCAAGAAAGAAACUGAAGGUUCUAAUAAAGUUGCAUUGAAACUUGAAAAUGAGAUCAAUUCAAAUGAAAAUGAACAGACUGAUGUAAAUAAUAGUUCUCAAAAAGUCAGACAGAAUGAACAAGGGGAUGAGGGAAAGGAUAUGAAAGCUGCUGUGAAUUGUGUAACUAAUGGUGGGCUAUCAAAACAGGGAACAGAAAGUGAGACGGAAGACAAUGAAGAAACAACAUUUGAUAAAUCUCCUAAACCCAAAGGCAAUGUCAACAGUUUUGCAGAAGCAACAAACAAUUUUAAAGGUACAAUUGUUGUAGUAGAUAAUUCUAAAGAAACUUCUAAUGCACCAGAAGAAGUACAUGAAAUUGAGGCAAGAAAACGACAUCCUGUUGACCUAGAAAAAGACUUGGACCUUGUGGUUAAAGGUGUUGAGAAUGAUAUGAACCUUUCUGGUUGCUGUACGGUAAAUGCCACCAGUACCCCAAACAAGAAAAGCUUUAAUUCUGCACAGUCAGUCCCUGUUAACAAUUCUGACAGCCUUGAUGAUAAGAUUGAUGAUUCUGUGUGGAUAUGCUCUACAGAAAAAGUAGAAGAACUGAGCAGUACAGAAAAAGGAGAAGGACUGGGUUUGUUGAUGAAAAACUACGAUCAAUACAGUGGAAGUGAAAGUUUCAACUCUUCCGCUGAACUGUCAAAUAAUCAAAAUGUGUUGGGUGUUAAUGCAGAUAAAGAGGAAGAUUCUCUGAAGGAAACAUGCCGGGGAAGAGAUUUCACUUGUGACCCAGAAAUGAGUUCAGUUACCAAAAAUGCAGAGAAAAUCAGUCAAAAUGCAGACAUGGAGUUAAAAGAAGGAAAGGCUGAAGAGGGGGAUGAAAUCGAAAAUCCGAGAGAAGCUGAUAGCUCUUUUGACACUGAGCAAAGGUUGGAAGAUAUUAUGUCCGUCAUUGGCGAAUCCCAGCCGGAGAUCUAUCCCAUAGGAGGUGUCAGACACUCCAGUCAGAUCAAAGUGCUGACAGUUUCCAGCAGUCAGUGUGAUCUCUGUGAUGACCAGCUCUGCCUGGCCAAAGUGAAGUGUCUAACCGGACCGCUAGAUCCAUUGGAAGAGGCCAUGCUCUCCUCUGGAAUUCUGAACAUUAAUGACGUUCCCAUUAGAAAUGAGAUUGAAAUUGAUAGUGAUGAUCCAGUCAACAUACUACACAUGAGCAAUGAUGACACCGUUCCCAAUGAAGAGAUUGAAAUUGAUAGUGAUAAUCCAGUCAACAUACUACACAUAAGCAAUGAUGACAGGGUUACCAAUGAAGAGAAAGAAUCGUCAGAAUGUCAAGCAGCCAGUGAAAGCUCUUCAGACAUGCAGACAAAAUGUUCUAAUGUUUAUACAGCAGCCCCUUGUUAUAUUACAGACAGACUAACUGAAGUGAAUGAUUGUGGAAGUCCUCGUUGUUUGGAAUCUGAAGUUGAGGACAAGGAUGAUACUUCUUCUACGGAGACUGACUACAUUUCAGAUUCCGUCGACAGUGAAACCGAAGCAGCCACUAGAGGCGAUGACUGGUCAAAGUUAAUAGUGUCAGAGUAUUUACAUACAAAACAAAGUAAUAAAGGGAUUGACACUGUAUGUGAUCUUCCACUAGCUAAAUCUGUUCAAUUUCUCCAAUCCAAUCAUUCCCAGAAAAAUCAGGAAUUCAGCAGACAAAAGGAAGUGGCUGCAAACUGCAGUAAGCCAUCGAAACCACUCUCACAGAGUAUAAAUCGACAAGUUAAAUCCAGACAGGAACCUGUCAGUCAGUCUGUCUACAAGAAAAACCAGAGUAUAGUCAGACCUCUCGUCCCAAAUAGCACAGGUCUUUCGACCCCAUUGGCCAUGAAAAGUACAGCAUCAAAAUCCAUGUGUUCAGCACCUCUGCUUAGACAAUUCCCGGUAAUGACGCAGAAUUUCAAUUUGUCUGGUGCUCGAUUCAGCAUGAUGUCUCCUCACCAGAUAUCAUUGAACCCACUGAUGCUCUUCUAUGCUCAAUCUCAGUUUCCAUCAUAUUCAAAUGCAGCAAGAACAUUGACCCCAUUGCCUUUAUUUUUUCCAUACGCAACAAACUAUCCAACUGGACCCCAAGUGAAUCCAUUGCUGUCCAUGCAGAUGUUUUCUCCAUUGUCUCCAUCACCUGCCUUUGAGCUCACAACCGAUAAGUUUGAAGCUUUUAGAAGAAUGAAUAAUGGAAGUGAGCCUCAUUUUCAAAGCUCCCUGUUGGGAACAGUGCCUUUUUAUGGAGGCAUAAAUCCACCUCAAUCCCCACUGCAUUGCCCAUCUCUACCUUCUAGUUCACCUUGUAGAACUGGCUCAUUCUAUUUGAACAGGCAAGUGACACAGGAAAGGUCCUCUAAAAUCACUGAAUGUUUAAGGAACACUUCCACAUAUUCUACGACAGAUGGGAGUCCUCUAUUGCCACCCAUCUCUUCAUUCACUCAACGGAAGGUCUCCAACAUGAACAGUGCUGAAAGUGCUUUUUCUCCGUGCAAAUCGCCGCCAGCUCCACAGAAUACUGCAAACCAACAAUCCUCCUAUACAAUAUAUAACAAGGAAAUAUCUACGCAGAUUUAUUCAGGAAAGUCUUUCCGAAAACCUCUACCGGAACCUACUGGGUUGUCUCCCUUAGAUAUGACAGUGUCCGCUCAGUCGAACACAGGAUCGUCCCAAAAGCAGGCAUCAGCUUGCAGUCGCAAUUUAUUUGAAAAUCUAAAUCAGAACACUGAAAGUCUGCAGCAUACAAAAAGGGACAAAAGAAUGCCAGGAAAGAUCCCCGUCGGCCAUGUCAGGCCCAUGUCUUUCAGUAGCUUCAGAGACUUUCAAAAAGACUAGUCAAAAUGUGUAUGUGCAAUGCCGUAAUAUGUAUAUUUUUUAUUGGUCAUGUGUGUGUCUUAUUUGAUUGUAUAUUGGUAUGACUAGAAAUUAUGUGUUUGAUGUAUAUAUGUAUAUUUUAAAAAUGAAAAUUUAUGGACGGAGUAUAGUUUUUGAUGAAGUGAAUUGUUCAGUGUAUUAUUGCGCUGAAGAAGUCGUAAAUAAUGUUGAGCGGUGGUUUUUCCAUUAUCAUAAUAGCAUAAUGUCAGUCAAAAACUUUUUUUUACAUUACUAGUAUUGAACAAUCUUUGCUCUCUUUUUUUUUAUUACUAAACUGUCUCGGUAACACUUGAAUCUCAUUGACAUUCAUUUACUUGUGACAUUCAUACUAACUGUCUAAAACUUGUAUCAUGAGUUUUACUUAAAUCAUGACUAUAUCUGUAUAACUUUGUGCAAACUUUAAGUUAUAUAUAUUUUUUUGGUUAUUAAUUACAGUCGGCCAUUGUCGAAGUGCCAUAGCUAAAGACCAGUUUGCUUUCUGUGUUUUUAAUGGUUGUCUUUCAGCGUAUUUGCUCUCUGACAUUACAGCUGCAAUACUACUAGUGCUCGAUGUUUAUAUUGAUUGUGUCAUAUUGAAUGUCAAGUUGUAAACAUGGUCAUGUUUUUCUUUUAUCAGUUAAUCAUGUGCAAUUUUGUUCAGAGGUUAAAAGAAUCCAGAAAUUUAAUUCGCAUUUUGUCAGCAAAAUACUGAUUCAUAAUGUUAGAAAUGAAUUGUAUAUUAGAUUAAAACAGAUCUCUUACCAUGAGAAAGGGGGUUUCUGAUUGAAAAGAUGAUUACUUUUUAACAAAUGUACAUUUUUAAGAGGAGAUGUAAACUGAUUUAGAAUCCUUCUAACCGUAAAGCAUAUUUGUUGUUGAAAAAUAUAAAUUUAUUGUCAGAUUUUGACAUUUAAAUGUGAACUACAUAUUGUUUUAUAAUUUGGCUUAUUUGUAUAGUGCUUUUACUUGAAGAAUAACGUCAGAAUUACAACCAUUGAACAAUGUAGAGCCAGCGGUUUUACACGUGCAUAAUGUUUACUUAUGGAAAAACAUACAAGUGUUAGUUCAGAGAUAGUGCAAAUCUUGAUGGUUAUUUUAUGUGUACAUUUAUUUUUUGCAGUCAUUAAAUUUUGGUUUGAAGUUUUAAA